This is a messenger RNA of Varanus komodoensis (Komodo dragon), 1786 nucleotides long. RefSeq names its product CD74 molecule (gene CD74). Gene Ontology annotation, molecular function: MHC class II protein binding; cytokine receptor activity; macrophage migration inhibitory factor binding. Bases 1 to 735 code for a protein of 244 amino acids. Gene Ontology annotation, cellular component: membrane; cell surface; cytoplasm. The transcript has 8 exons. The record is from RefSeq and is a predicted model, not a curated record. Lineage: Eukaryota; Metazoa; Chordata; Lepidosauria; Squamata; Varanidae. Gene Ontology annotation, biological process: positive regulation of cytokine-mediated signaling pathway; negative regulation of DNA damage response, signal transduction by p53 class mediator; T cell activation involved in immune response.
AUGCGUUACCGAUAUUCUUGCGGUCGUGGCAGUACCUACAGUGCCUUUUCUAUCCUGGCGGCCUUGCUGAUUGCUGGCCAGGCAGUGACUGUCUACUUUGUGUAUCAGCAUAAUGGCCAGAUUUCGAAGCUGACCAAGAACACCCAGGAACUGCAGCUUGACUCACUGGCCAAUAAACUCCCACACAAAUCUAAGGCAGGUAACCAGAUGAAGAUGGGCAUGGUCAACAUGAUGCCGCUGGCUCUGAGAGACCCUGAGUCUUUGCAAGAGGAAGCCAAGCUGACCAACAGCACUGAAGACCAGGUCAAACGUGUGCUCCUGCGUGGAAACCCUUCAAGAAAGUUUCCUGAACUGAAGCAAGACUUCCUGGACAACAUGAAUCAGCUGAGGAGACACCUGGGUUAUGAGGACUGGAAUGCUUUCGAAAACUGGAUGCACAAGUGGCUUCUCUUCCAGUUGGCCCAAACUGAGACUCCCAAAGGCAAAGUUAAAUGCAACUGCCGGGAAGAGGAGUGUGUUGAGGGCGUCCACCCAGGAAAGUUCUGUGCCCGUUGUGAUGAAAAUGGUGACUAUCUGCCCGAGCAAUGCCAUGGCGGCACUGGGUACUGCUGGUGUGUCUACAAAAACGGCACAAUGAUUAAGGGCACUAAAGUCCGUGGAAAUCCGCAUUGCACUGGAAAGCAGAAAACUCCGGAUGCUGAGAAUGUCACCUCCUCCGGGGUGGAGCUCAUGUAGGCAAAUGCUCAAGGUAAUGGAAGAGUCUUGCUGAAGCAGACCAAAGGCCUGUUCUGGGGCAGGCAGGUGCCCGACUCAUGCCUGAGGUUGCUCUGUGUUUUUCCAGUGGGUGGAAGUGAGGUGCGAGCCUCGAGCAGCCUGCCACCUUUACUCACACAAACCUAGAGAUGGGCUUUGGGGGUAAAGAUGGCAGCCAGGGCUCUGCUUUGGGGUGCUCUCCAACCCCUGUGGAAAGGGACAGGCCCACCGCUGGGAGGUGGGAGGCUGAGGCAAGAGGCCUGCCGUAUCGGGGGAAGAGGAAGCAGGAAAGGGCUGUGGAGAGCAAAGGGUGCAGAGGCCUGUGUGGCAAACCCAACAGUGGGCAAAAGUGGGAAUGGCAUGUAUACCUGUGUGUGCGAGAUUAAGUAUUUGGAGAUAGAGAGAUACCUUGAGAUAGAGAGAAAUGAAUCACUGGGGCUCAAAAGAGGGAUUUCAUCUUUUGCUAGUCUCUUACCCACUGCCAGCUUGUAAGUGAUUUGUUAACAUCACUAGCAUGGCUUUCUGUGAUUUUCGUUUGUUUCGCUAACAGCCAUCAUGACAGCCAUUUUAUGAAUAGGCACCCAGCCCAUAGCAGCCAUUUUGUGAUGGUGCCUGUGACAUUUCUUUCACUUGGGGCCAGUGGCCCAGAGGCUGUGAAUGUUCUGGCCAAUAUGCUGCUUCCCACAGGUCAAGCAGAUGUUUCUGGAAAGCCCACAAUCCCCACUUCCUGCCAUUGUUCCCUAGCAACCGCCACUCUGUGGCCCACCUCUUCUGAUCUUGGAGGCUGUAUAUACUCAUUGCGACUAGCAGGCAUGGAUAGACUGCUCCUUCAUGAAAGGGGCUGCACUGGGCCUGGAUGGCCUGGUAGUGCCAUUUAGCUUGUAGAAGAUUUUCAAGUAUCAGUGGUGGAGAAUAUAGCUGGUUGAAGGAUACACAAGCUAUGUGGGGCAUGAAACAUGCUUAUUUUUACUAUAUUUGCUGAAAAUUCACUAUUCUAAUCUUGAAUAUUGUAAUUUUUCCACAUUGGAGGUUC